This is a messenger RNA of Sycon ciliatum, 1271 nucleotides long. RefSeq lists its product as uncharacterized. The transcript is spliced from 2 exons. Lineage: Eukaryota; Metazoa; Porifera; Calcarea; Leucosolenida; Sycettidae. The record is from RefSeq and is a predicted model, not a curated record. The coding region runs from base 135 to 947 and encodes 270 amino acids.
GCGCUGCACAGUUCCUUAUCGGACUUUGUACACACGGCAGCGAAUAAAAGGCGGACGCGUCCAAUGCUAAAGCACACAUCGUUGGUUUUGACUUAUUUUACUUCUUGAACCUACACAAAGUUCUUCUCGCCAGUAUGGGUAUUGUCGUUGGUAUUGCUGGUGAGAUUGCAGCUGAGGCUGCUGCUGAGGCCGCUGCUGUAGCAGCAGCUGAGGUUGCAGGAGCGGCUGUAGCAGAAGCAGCAGUGAAAGCGGCUGCUGAUGCAGCGGAAGCGGCUGCUAAUGCAGCUGCAGGUGCAGCAGUAGAAGGAGCAGCAGCCAUAGCUGCUGCUGAAGCGGCGGGAGAAGCAGCAGCCAGGGGGGCGAUCGACGCUGCUAUUGAAGGCGUGGUUCCCGCGGGUUCAAAUGCAAUUUUUAGGCAGGUGAUUCGUUCUAUUGCUAUAGUGGACUUUGCUAAGACACUUAUCAAAAGCGUCAUCAACGUUGUUGAAUCGUCACAAGCCGGGGACAGAAUAAAGAAACUUCUCAAAAAGCUUAACCAGGCUCUUCAAGACGCACAAAACAACAUGAAGACGUGGAAUGACCAAAUCGCCAAGGCCAUCAAGGAUGGAAAGCUGACGGAGACGAAGAAGUUGGAUGACGGAGUGGAAGUCAAUAUUGGUUAUCUCUUCAGUGCUGAAAUGAAUGCCAAGGUCGCUGAGUUUCUUUCAGCCAUUCGAGGCCCCCUAUUGAAAGUUGGCAGUGUCUCCAAGUCCACGAAGAAUAUCGGAAAGAUCGAGGAUGCUCUCCAGGAUACCAAGGACGCAUUCCUGACGGCCUCUGACUCCUUCUUGGCCAUCGUGAAGAAAUGGGAUGCCCAGGAUAAUGCGAUCAAGAAGAACGCUGGAAUUAAUUUCCAGGUGGCCCAGCUUGAAUCCAACAUCCAAGGCAUCAGGGAUCAGCCGGUUUAAGCGUCUGGCUCUCCUCAGUCUGAGCAAUCAAAUUCAGGAUUACUGCGCCAACCUGCAGUAUGCAUUUCGAUAUGAUUGCAUGUCAUGAUUAGCUACAGAAUUGUCUUUCAUUGACCUCUUGCCUAACUAUAGAAUUAUCUCUUCUUUGCAUUCCCUAGCAUAAGCCUCGAUUGGCCAGUGGCAAGUGGAGAAAUUUGCUAUAAUGAAUCUACUGUAGAACCGUGAUUGGGUUUAGUCUCUUUCAUCCAGUCUGUGCCACUAUAACUAGUACUAAUCAAACCAGUGUUGGUUUCAUCCUCUGUGCCACUAUAACUACUAAUCAAA